Molecule: messenger RNA, 435 nt
Organism: Cotesia glomerata
Lineage: Eukaryota; Metazoa; Arthropoda; Insecta; Hymenoptera; Braconidae
Product: sepiapterin reductase-like
Exons: 3
Coding region: 13-435 (140 amino acids)
Biological process (GO): tetrahydrobiopterin biosynthetic process
Molecular function (GO): sepiapterin reductase (NADP+) activity
Source: RefSeq, a predicted model, not a curated record
CGGGAAACAGCUAUGAGUAGUCUUAUGAGUAAUCGUGUCAAUAUCGAUUCUGUAAGUAUGGACUUAUCUUUAGCGCAAGCUGAUCAGUUGGAAGAUAUUAUCAGAAAUCGUAUCAGUCCGAAUGAAUAUGAUCAUGCCAUCAUUAUCCAUAAUGUUGGAGCAUCUGGUAAUUUAAGUCAGUUGACCAAUGAAAUGAAUAAUUUUCGUGUUUGGGAAGAAAUGUAUGAUUUGAAAGUGUUUUUACCAGCUGUUUUGAAUUCAGUAUUCAUGAAAAUAUUCAAUGACAAUGUCAGAGCUAAGAAGUUGGUCAUUAAUAUGACUUCUGUUCUCAGUAAAAUGCCAUUACAAUCUCUUGGUUAUUAUUGCUCUGCAAAAGCUGCACGCAAAAUGUAUUUCAAAGUUUUUGCUAAAGAGUUUCCAAAAAAGUUAUUUUAA